Messenger RNA from Silurus meridionalis, 2168 nucleotides. RefSeq lists its product as uncharacterized. Bases 206 to 829 code for a protein of 207 amino acids. Lineage: Eukaryota; Metazoa; Chordata; Actinopteri; Siluriformes; Siluridae. The transcript has 3 exons. The record is from RefSeq and is a predicted model, not a curated record.
UCGAGUUCCUUCGGGGAACUAGGGUUACGGUCGUAACCUAGAGACGAUAAUAGCUAUGAUCCUAAAAUGCUUGCCAGAUUCCUACAAACCUUUCGCUAUCAAAAGUUCAAAAGCAAACUAAGAAGCUAUGAAGAGACAGAAAAUUUUGAUGAUAAACGCAAAACUGACAAUGUGAUGAAAGUGAACAUAGCAUCCGUAACCUGUUAUGGAUGUAGAAACCGUGGUCAUGUUGCACGUGAUUGCCACCAAAAAGGCGAACCUAAGUGUUGCAGCUACCAUAGAAGUUCAACACACAGUGAUAAGACGGAGAAAUGACUGGCACAAAGAUGAAGCGAAACAGGCUGCAGAAAAACAAGAGGAGCAUGAGAAAGAACAAACAUUUGUUUUCAAAGUCAGUCAAACUUUCGUUCCAGAUAAUAUUACAAAAAAUGGACUAAUGGUAGACUGUGGAGCAACAUCCCACAUCUUAACAGAGAAGAACAAUUUCACGAAAUUUGAUGAGAGUUUCGACCCAAAGUCACCCUACAUGGAGCUGGCGGAUGGAACCAGGAUGAACAACGUGGCAUUAGAGCGGGGCGACGCAGAGGUGUUACUGCUGGAUGUAAAAGAGAAAUGCGUCAGGAUCACGCUAAAGAAGGCCUUGUUCAUACCAUCAUAUCCACAGAGUAUCAUCUCUGUUCAAGCUGCUACAACAGAUGGUGCCAAGGUGAUCUUCCAGGAAGGACAGAAUGAACUGAUAAGCAAGGAUGGAGCUGUGUUCCGCAUAGAAGAGCAUGAGAGACUGUACUAUCUGAAAACGGGCAGUGUGUGGAGUUCCCCAAACCUAUAGAGAAGCCCUUAUAUCACCUGAUGCUCCCGGAUGGGAACAUGCUAUGAAGGAAGAGAUGGACUCACUUAAAGAAAAUGACAUGUUUGAAUUGACAACUCUACCAGAGGGCAGAAAGUCUGUAAGGGGAAAAUGGGUAUAUGCCCUUAAAGAAAAUGCAGAAAGAAGAAAAAUCUUCAAGGCUAGGUCCGAUCCACUCCAGAGUUUGUGGCCUGCCCUAGCCUGGCUGAUCCCACCUCCUUCACGAUGACAUCAUCCACCAGUUUCCUAUUUAAGGAGGAAGAGGUGAAGCAAUCGGAGAGUUGUUGUGGUGGCGUUUUGACUGGUUAUUUUGGUGUUUGGGGUAUAGCUUGGUUGUUGUUUAUUGUGAUUUUGACCUCUGCCUGUUACUGACCUUGAGUUUGUUUAGCCCUUGGACUACUGUUGGUUGUAUAUAUUUCUUUUGUAUUAUAAUGUAAAAUCCUUGUUCACUGUACAUAUUCAUGUCACUGGCAUUAGGGGUGUGGCUGCCAUUUACUUUGGGUGAGGGAUUGUUUUGUCUUUGUUUUUGAAGCAGGGAGUUAGGGAAGCUGUUUGUACUUUCCUUUUCUUUGUUUUAAGGAAAGGUAGCUUCCCCAAAAUAGUUCUUUUUUUUAUUAUUGUUUUGGCCUUGGCCCAUCCUGAAGACAAGCCUGUAAGUCUGUGUACAUAUAUAUGUGUUACAAUAUACCAAAACCUGGGUAGCAAAACUUUUUGUGUGUGUUUGUGGUCAAUUUAUAAGAUCCAUUCUUUUGAAUCCCGAGCUAAAUACUCUGUCCGGCCUAACCCUAGACUGGGUCGUAACACCUUACAGAUACUACAGGUGUUGUAUUGUAUACUGGUGAAUCUCUGCUGUUAGUUUGCUUGGUAGGAGCGCGGCACUUAGUAGGGGCAGGAACGUGGGAUGAACAGCAAAAGCAUAGAAUUAACAACAGCAGGAUCAAGGGGGGAAUCUGCAAAAUACGAACUUGCAAAAUAGCAGGGUGUUCAAAUACUUAUUUUCCUCACUGUAUCUAGGAAGAUUUAUGAGUGAUUGAAUGUGGAAUGUGGAAUGUUGAAUGGUUAAAAAUGCCCUGGGGUUUUUAGUGAUUUUGCCUUUACUUGUCUCCAUAGACAGGGACACUUUAGGUAAAAAAAAAUUGAAAGAUUGAGCAAACCUAUAAAGAAAAAUGUUUUAUGAGUGUUUGAAUAUGGAACAUGAUUAAAAUGCACUGAGGUUCUGAGUGAUUUUGCCUUUACUUUUCUUCAAAACUCCACAGUAAAAUGAGUUGAAAUAACAAUAAGAUUUAUUUGAAAGAUUAAACAAACCUAUAAAGAAAAUUGU